AUGGCAAGAAAGUUCAAUAUUAUUUUGGCAAGUUUGUUUCUUGUCAUUUUUACAAUUGACGCACAAACACUAAUUCCAGAAAAUGCAGCCGAAGUUGAGACUUGGUUUAGUAAUGUUGUCAAACCAAUCAGCCAAGCAAAAGGAGCAUUAGAACCCAGUGUAAUAGAUGCCGAAAACGGUGGGGUAGAAACCAUCGAUGUAAGACAAGAUGGUAGCGGAAAAUUUAAAACAAUAUCUGAUGCCGUGAAACAUGUUAAAGUAGGAAACAAGAAACGUGUUAUUAUUACGAUCGGUCCAGGAGAAUACAGGGAAAAGGUUAAAAUUGAAAGACUUCAAUCAUAUAUCACUUUCUAUGGUACGGAUCCUAAAAAUCGUCCCACUAUAACAUUUGGUGGUACGGCUGCUCAAUAUGGUACUGUUGAUAGUGCAACAUUGAUUGUGGAGUCUGAUUACUUUGUUGCUGCAAAUUUAAUAAUCUCGAAUUCUGCUCCAAGGCCCAAUGGUAAAACAAAAGGCGGACAAGCUGCUGCAAUAAGAAUAUCUGGUGAUAGAUCUGCAUUUUAUAAUUGCAAAUUUACAGGAUUUCAAGACACUGUUUGUGACGAUAAGGGAAACCAUUUCUUCAAAGAUUGUUACAUUGAAGGAACAGUUGAUUUUAUAUUUGGUGAAGCUAGAUCUAUAUAUUUGAAUACUGAACUCCAUGUUAUACCGGGUGAUCUGGAGGCUAUGAUCACUGCCCAUGCAAGGGGAAAUCAAGAUGGAGUAGGUGGAUACUCGUUUGUCCAUUGUAAGGUGACAGGGACAGGUGGUAUUGCAGUUUUAGGAAGAGCAUGGUUUCCAGCAGCUCGAGUUGUGUACUCAUUUUGUGACAUCAGUAACGUCAUCAGACCAGAGGGUUGGUCUGACAACAAAAAAGCAGCAUACCAAACGACGGUAUACUUUGGAGAGUACAAAAACAAAGGUACAGGUGCAGACAUAAAGAAAAGGGUGCCAUAUUUCAAGAAUUUGACAGACAUUGAGGCUAAAUUAUUUAUUAGUAUGGAAUACAUUGAUGCAGCCAAAUGGCUACUUCCACCUCCAAAAGUGUAA
Beta vulgaris subsp. vulgaris (sugar beet) is the source of this 1089-nucleotide messenger RNA. Its product is annotated as pectinesterase 1. Bases 1 to 1089 code for a protein of 362 amino acids. The transcript is spliced from 5 exons. Lineage: Eukaryota; Viridiplantae; Streptophyta; Magnoliopsida; Caryophyllales; Amaranthaceae. The record is from RefSeq and is a predicted model, not a curated record. Gene Ontology annotation, biological process: cell wall modification. Gene Ontology annotation, molecular function: pectinesterase activity.